GUAUUUAACAUGAGCAGAGGAGAGGACAGAUUUUCCACUAUCUUUCCGAACCAGCAUUGUUCAAAGUAGCCUACACACCACGGAUUGCUCGAUUUGUUUUAUCGUAAGUGAAGCCAGUUGCGGAUUUAUUUCGUAUUUAAUAUUUUACUGGACAACUUAUUUAUAUCAUUAGGACUGAAAUGGUUCUGCAGCAGCAGCAACGUUCGCUCCAGUGGCAGGUACAGUUGUUCGUGUGUGUGAUUGUUUUUAAUGGGGUUUUGGCACAAGUCAGAUACUCGAUUCCAGAAGAAAUGGUGAAAGGGUCUCUGAUAGGGGAUAUUGCAAAGGAUUUGGGAUUGGAUGUAAGGAGGCUUAAAUCGGGUCGUGCUCGUAUUGUUACCGAGGACAGCAGUGACUGUGUGGGCCUGAAUGCGGACAAAGGGAUUCUGCUGGUGAAAAAACGCAUAGACCGAGAGGAGCUGUGCGGUCAGACGUCUCCUUGCAGCUUCAGUUUCGAAAUGGUCCUGGAAAAUCCAAUGGAAUUGUUCAGUAUUACAGUGGAGAUUCUUGAUAUUAACGACAAUUCUCCCGUAUUUUCAACUAAAGAAAUUACACUGGAUAUAAGCGAAGUGGCGGUGAUCGGAGCUCAUUUUAUUUUGGGCAGCGCCGUGGAUGCCGACGUGGGUGUAAAUACGCUUCAAAGCUACAGUCUGAAACCCACCACACAUUUUAAUCUUAAAGAGCAAAGCCACGCCGACGGGAGUAAAUAUGCAGAGAUGGUUCUGCAGAGUCCCCUUGAUAGGGAAAAGCAGAGCGAGAUGUUUUUAACACUGACUGCAGCUGACGGGGGGAACCCUAGGCGGACGGGGACUGUGAAUAUACGAGUCAUUGUUCAAGAUGCCAAUGACAAUGCGCCUGUUUUCAAGCAGGCCGUAUACAAAGCCUCCGUCAUAGAGAAUUCUCCAAAGGAAACAUUAGUUAUGGCCGUCAGCGCGACUGACGCAGACGAGGGCACCAAUGGCGAUAUUACGUAUUACAUUGAUCAGGCCACACAGCAGAAUAUCAGCUUGUUUUCCAUGAAUCCCGACAAUGGAGAAAUUAAAGUUUUGGGUAAUAUAGAUUUUGAAAAGUCCAAACAUCAUCAAAUGAAUGUAAUCGCGAAAGACAAAGGAUCUCUAUCUAACUCAUGCAAAGUAAUAAUUGAAGUAAUCGAUGUUAAUGAUAACCCUCCCGUUAUAGCGAUGACAUCUUUUUCUAAUAUGAUCUCAGAAGAUUCUGUGCCAGGCACUACCGUUGCUAUCAUUAGCGUUAAAGACUUGGACUCGGGGAAGAAUGGACAGGUCAACUGCACUGUUAGCCCAUCAUUACCUUUCAAGAUAAAAUCUUCAUUGACAAAUUAUUAUACUUUGGUAACUGACAGCAUUUUAGACCGCGAGACUGUCUCUGAGUACAACAUUACAAUCACAGCAGAAGAUCAAGGCGUUCCGUCUCUCCGCAGUAAUAAGACAUUUAUGGUAAAAGUGACAGAUGUGAACGACAACGCACCAGUAUUUGAGCAAAACAGGUAUGAAACUACCUUGAUAGAGAACAAUUCUCCAGGAGUAUCAGUAGCUUCUGUUCACGCCAGCGACAUAGAUUGGAAUCAAAAUGCUCGAGUCUCUUAUUUCCUUGAAGAUACACAAGUAAAUGGCUCUCCUAUUUCCGACUUAAUUUCUGUCAAUUCUGACACAGGUGUGAUGUAUGCAGUGCGCUCGUUUGAUUACGAACAGAUCAAGUCGUUUGAAAUGCUUGUCAAAGCACAAGAUGGGGGCUCACCACCUCAAAGCUGCAGCACAACUGUUAAAAUCUUUAUUCAAGACCAGAACGAUAACGCACCUCAGAUUCUCUACCCAGUUCAUACUGGUGCCACUGUGGUGGCUGAAAUGGUUCCUCGUUCAGCAGAUGUUGGCUAUCUGGUAACUAAGGUAGUGGCCGUUGAUGUGGACUCUGGUCAGAAUGCCUGGCUCUCAUAUAAACUAGUAAAAGCAACAGAUAGGGCGCUGUUUGAAGUGGGUUUACAAAAUGGUGAAAUAAGAACUUUACGCCAGGUCACCGAUAAAGAUGCUGUGAAACAUAGGCUUACUGUUGUAGUGGAGGACAACGGGCAGCCCUCUCGCUCCGCUACAGUAAAUGUCAAUGUGGUGGUGGCGGACAGCUUUCCAGACGUGUUCUCGGAAUUCACUGAAUUUACGCACGAAAAGGAUUACAACGACAACUUGACUUUUUAUUUAGUUUUGGCCUUGGCGGUAGUUUCCUUCCUCUUCAUUUCAUCUCUAGUCGUCAUAAUAUCGAUAAAAGUCUACCGAUGGAGACAAUCUCGCAUCUUCUAUCAGUCCAAUCUCCCUGUUAUUCCUUAUUAUCCACCCUGUUACGCAGACGUUGGGGGUACAGGAACUCUACCGCACGUGUUCAAUUACGAGGUGUGCAGAACAACUGACUCCAGAAAGAGUGACAUUAAGUACCUGAGACCCAUGAGUCAAAGCCUCAUGAGUGUUGACAUAAAUGAUAUGGAGACAAUGCCGCAUGUUCAAAAGGAGCAGUCUCCAACCGGAGCAUCUUCAACGCUGGUGAGUGUUACUACUGCUUUAUGA
Anguilla anguilla (European eel) is the source of this 2609-nucleotide messenger RNA. Its product is annotated as protocadherin beta-16-like. Gene Ontology annotation, biological process: homophilic cell-cell adhesion. The transcript has a single exon. The record is from RefSeq and is a predicted model, not a curated record. Lineage: Eukaryota; Metazoa; Chordata; Actinopteri; Anguilliformes; Anguillidae. Gene Ontology annotation, molecular function: calcium ion binding. Gene Ontology annotation, cellular component: plasma membrane. The coding region runs from base 180 to 2609 and encodes 809 amino acids.